Xenia sp. Carnegie-2017 is the source of this 3161-nucleotide messenger RNA. Its product is annotated as ras GTPase-activating protein 1-like. The transcript is spliced from 25 exons. Gene Ontology annotation, biological process: regulation of GTPase activity. The record is from RefSeq and is a predicted model, not a curated record. Bases 111 to 2858 code for a protein of 915 amino acids. Gene Ontology annotation, molecular function: protein binding. Lineage: Eukaryota; Metazoa; Cnidaria; Anthozoa; Malacalcyonacea; Xeniidae.
GAUAAUAUAAGAUGUAUUGUCUUGGGUAAUCGUUACAAAAGGUCAAUACUUGAUGUAGUUUUGUUGUUGUGAGUCGAGAGUUCGUGUCAUGGAAGACAGACUGUAUUGUUAUGGCGGGUAAAAACGACGAAAUAUGGGACUCAAAUAACGAGCGCGAGAGUAUCCAUGUGUAUGUAGAAUGUGAGGAAACUGACGGUUACGACGAUGAAUUGGACAUUGAAGAAGAAGUCAUUUUAGACCUUUCAUCUUUUGCACCAACUGACGAGUGUUGGUAUCAUGGCAAACUUGAUCGAAAAACCUCAGAAGAUCGUCUCAAAAAACAAGGUACACCAGGUAGCUACCUUGUACGAAAGAGUGAAAGAAAACAUGGACAGUAUUCUCUUUCCUAUCUUGGAUUGAAUGGCAUUAGUCACUUUAGCAUCACCGCUCUUUUUGGAGACUAUUACAUUGGUGGUCGACAAUUUGAGUCAUUAAGAGAUUUAAUUGGUUACUACACUAAAUGUUCCAGCUUAUUGAAGGAUGAAAGGUUGGAACAUCCUGUACAACCACCAGAACCUGUUUCACUGUCCACUCGUAUGGUUGCCAAGUAUGCAUUUAACAAAACACUUGGAACUGAGGCACUCAGUUUUGUGCCUGGUGAUGUUUUUGUGAUUGAAGACAAUGUGAAUGAGUCUUGGUUUUGGGGACGAUUGCUGCGGACCAACGAAAGAGGGAUGAUUCCAAAGAUGUACACCAUUGAUGCACCUGAAAACCUUAGUCCUCAUGCUGGCAGGGCAUGGUUUUUUGAUAAACUUUCAAAGGAGGAGGCUAAUGAACUGCUGAUGAAUGAAGGUGUUGUUGGCAGUUUUCUGAUUCGACCUAGUUCUGCAAGAGUUGGUGAUUUUUCACUUUGUGUUAGAGAUGAUAAUGGUGUGUCACGAUUUUUAAUCAGAAAACAAGGUCUUCAGUAUUUGUUUGGUGGAAGAUUGUUUGAAGAUUUGGACAGUAUUAUUGAUCGAUACAAGAAAGAGUUUAUUGAACAAGGAUUAUCUCUUGGAAAUCCAGUUACAAGCAAAGACCAAACCCCACCUUCUACACCUACAUUGAUAAGUGGUUUACGUGAUCUAAAUAUCCACGAGGACACUCCUGUCACUCCUAUUUAUGAGUCUACAUUUGAAUCCAAAGUUGGAAAGUCUGUGAAAUCAGGGUUUUUGGUUAAAAAAGGUACUGGUAAGAAAUGGAAAAGCAUGUAUUUUGUUCUGAAUGGUGAAGAUGAAAAGUUGCUAUUUUUCGAACAUCAAUCGAGAACAAGACCAAAAGGAAUGAUUGAUCUUACAUAUUCAACUGUUUAUGAGGUUCACGAAAGUCUCUUUGGAAGGCCAAAUUGUUUUCAGAUAGCAGUCCGCUUUGGUGAUACUCAGAUGUUUUAUUUGUGCGCCGACACCUAUGAUGAAGCGAACGACUGGAUGCAAGCCAUCAGAAAGUUUUGCUGCAAAUCUCGGUGGACGGCGACUCAAGUCAUGGCUAGCUCGGACGUUAAACAGUUACGAGGCCUGGAACUGACUAUCAUAGAAGCACACAAUCUACCAGGAAAUAAAUCGUACCAUCCUUAUUGUGUUGUAUCACUGAAUGAAGUUCGAAUAUGUAGAACGCCUGUUAUCGAGGGAGAAAAUCCCGUAUGGAAUGAACAGUUUAAAUUCAACGAUAUUCCCGAGGAUAUUGUCUCUUUUACGGUUGCAAUUUUUAAUCGAAACAAACGAUCUAAAGAUCAAGACAUUGCAACUGUAACGGUCGCUCUACAGAUCUUAACUAAAGGUGAGGUUGUGGACGACUGGUUUCAACUCAGAGCAUCACAUUCACGAACUGAAGCAGGAACGAUACGAAUUAAAGCUAGAUACAUGCAUGAAAUGAUAAUGCCAGUGGAGGAAUAUUUUGGUCUUAAAGAGAUUUUAAUGAAAGAGGACGUGCUUUGUGUGACGUCUUUAAUGGAAGUUUGUAAAGAUAGAGACACGCUUGCAUCAAGAAUACUCAAUGUCUUUCGUCAUCAGGAACAGCAUCACAAUUUACUAAGACGACUCACGGAUAAAGAAAUCCAGAAUCAUGAUAUAGAUAACGUAGCGACAUUAUUCCGUGGUACGUCAGCUGCCACUAGUCUAAUGGAUCAAUACAUGAAGAUGGUUGCCGUGCCAUAUGUUCAGUCAACAUUAAGAGAUGUUGUCGUCAGAAUCAUGGAGUGUAAACAUUCUUGUGAGAUCAAUCCGGCCAGACUUGGGAAAGACGAGAAUGCGGUUGGAAAUUUGACAUCGUUGAUAGAAUUUCUUGACGAAGCUUUAGAUUCGAUCAUAAACUCAACAGAUAAAUGUCCAAUGUUAUUACGUUAUCUUUUUGGAUGUUUACAACGAACCGUGCUUGAAAAAUGGCCAGAACAUGAAACAUUAAAAACAAGAGUUGUCAGUGCGUUUUUAUUUUUACGUUGUUUCUGCCCGGCCAUCAUGAAUCCAAGAAUAUGUAAUAUGAUGUCAGAUACACCUUCGCCCAUGGCCAGCCGGACUUUAACGAUGGUUGCCAAGUGUUUACAGAAUUUGGCCAAUUUAAUAGAAUUUGGGGCCAAAGAACCAUAUAUGAUUCCUCUUAAUCCAUUUAUACAAAAGAACAAGCCAAGAUUGAUAAAGUUCAUCGAUGACCUUUCGAAUAUUGCUUUCUGUCCAUCUGCGACUGAGCAGGUUUCAUCUGAUUUGGCUCGUAAUUUGGCGUUUCUUCAUGACAAAUGCGUCAUUCAUUCGUCAGCGAUCAAAGAACUCGCCCAGGAUUCUCCUAAUCUACAGAGCCUUCUCAUAGCAACAGAAAAUGUUUCAAAUAAAAUCAAAGUGUAUAUGUAAGUACACGUGUUUCAUAUGCCGAUUGAAAUGAAAAAGACUUUAUAUAAAUGAUAGUGAAGUGACUGUACAUAUAAGAAAUUACAAAUGAUGAAUAGAGAACAGCUGCAUUCUUUAUAAUUAUUCUGUAAAUGGCAUUUGGAACACGUGACAAAGUAACACAAUUGGUUUGAAUAUGAUAGUAAAGAACAAGAAAAAUAACAUCAUUGUCAUAGUACUGUGGUCGGGUCGUAAUGUGACCGUAGAAACUAGGAAAGCGUUACUUUGUAUGAAAAUGUCAAUUCAAUAAACCUUGCAACCAAGUUA